Molecule: messenger RNA, 957 nt
Organism: Vombatus ursinus (common wombat)
Lineage: Eukaryota; Metazoa; Chordata; Mammalia; Diprotodontia; Vombatidae
Product: olfactory receptor 6-like
Exons: 1
Coding region: 1-957 (318 amino acids)
Biological process (GO): G protein-coupled receptor signaling pathway
Cellular component (GO): membrane
Molecular function (GO): G protein-coupled receptor activity; olfactory receptor activity
Source: RefSeq, a predicted model, not a curated record
AUGUGGGAAGAAAACAUCACAAAUGUCACUGAGUUCAUCCUUGUGGGCUUCCCUACCUCCUUCUGGCUUCAGAUCCUGCUUUUCAUCCUAUUCCUUGGAACCUACCUGUUAGUGUUGGUGGAAAAUUUGGUUAUCAUCCUCACUGUCUGGGCCAAUGGUUCCCUCCACAAGCCCAUGUACUACUUCCUAGGUUGUAUGUCCUUUCUGGAGAUAUGGUACAUUUCUGUCACAGUCCCCAAAAUGUUGACCGGCUUUCUUCUUCACCCUAAUACCAUCUCGUUCUUGAGCUGCAUGACUCAACUGUACUUCUUCCUUUCACUUGCCUGCACAGAGUGUGUACUCCUGGCCGCCAUGGCAUAUGAUCGUUAUGUUUCAAUCUGUCAACCACUCCACUACCCAGUCAUCAUGACCAUAGAACUCUGUAUCCAGCUGACUGCCACCUCCUGGGUAUGUGGCUUUUCCAUUGGUAUAGUCAAGGUCUAUUACAUAUCACAUGUCCUCUUCUGUGGUAACAAUGUGUUAAACCACUUUUUUUGUGAUGUUUCUCCCAUCCUCAAACUGGCCUGCAAGAACUUUUCCAUGGCUGAGAUGGUGGACUUUAUCCUAGCCAUUGUUAUUCUUGUAUUCCCUUUCUUAGCCACUGUUCUCUCCUAUGGCUUCAUUAUCUCCACUGUCCUGCACAUCCGCUCAGUCUCUGGAUGGCAAAAAGCCUUCUCUACUUGCAGUUCCCACCUCACAGUGGUGAUAAUCUUUUAUAUAGCUGUAAUUUUCAUGUAUGUUCGGCCCCGGGCUAUUGCCUCAUUUAACUCCAACAAAUUGAUCUCAACCACAUAUGUAGUAUUUAUACCUAUGCUGAAUCCCAUCAUUUAUUGUCUAAGGAAUCAGGAGGUCAAAGGUGCCAUCAGAAAGACUCUGAGCAGUAGUUGGGCCAUAAUCCUAAGAGAUUCCUCUUUCUAA